This is a messenger RNA of Sarcophilus harrisii (Tasmanian devil), 2683 nucleotides long. RefSeq names its product phosphomannomutase 2 (gene PMM2). Gene Ontology annotation, cellular component: cytosol. Bases 79 to 819 code for a protein of 246 amino acids. The transcript has 8 exons. NCBI's taxonomy places the organism in Eukaryota, Metazoa, Chordata, Mammalia, Dasyuromorphia, Dasyuridae. Gene Ontology annotation, biological process: mannose metabolic process; GDP-mannose biosynthetic process; protein N-linked glycosylation. Gene Ontology annotation, molecular function: phosphomannomutase activity. The record is from RefSeq and is a predicted model, not a curated record.
UCAUAAGACUCAUAAGGCAGAUCCCGGAAGCUUUUAGUGCUUACGCGUCUUGUCGCGCCCGUGACCUGAGGUAUCAGCAUGGCUAGUCCGGCGCCCGCUCUCUGCCUCUUCGACGUGGACGGGACCCUCACCGCCCCGCGACAGAAAAUCACUAAAGAAAUGGAUGACUUUCUGCAAAAAUUGAGGCAGAAGAUAAAAAUUGGAGUAGUUGGAGGCUCAGACUUUGACAAAGUGCAAGAGCAACUGGGAGACAAUGUGCUUGAAAAAUAUGAUUACGUCUUUCCAGAAAAUGGUUUGGUAGCAUACAAAGAUGGCAAAUUUCUGUGUAAGCAGAAUAUUCAGGGUCAUUUGGGUGAAGAGCUAAUCCAAGAUUUAAUCAACUAUUGUCUCAGUUACAUUGCCAAGAUUAAGCUGCCAAAGAAGAGGGGCACUUUCAUUGAAUUUCGGAAUGGAAUGUUAAAUGUAUCCCCUAUUGGAAGAAGCUGCAGCCAUGAAGAACGACUUGAAUUUUAUGAACUGGAUAAAAAAGAAAAUAUAAGGCAGAAAUUUGUGACUGAUCUGCAGAAAACAUUUGAAGGAAAGGGUCUUACAUUUUCUAUAGGAGGCCAAAUAAGCUUUGACGUGUUUCCUAAUGGAUGGGAUAAGAGGUACUGUCUGAGACUUGUUGAAAACGAUGGCUAUAAGACAAUUUAUUUCUUUGGAGAUAAAACGAUGCCAGGUGGAAAUGACUAUGAAAUCUACACAGAUUCCCGAACAGUAGGCUAUUCAGUGACGAGCCCAGAGGACACACAAAGAAUUUGUGAGAAGCUUUUCUUGUAGUCUUCCAUUUCUUGGCCAUAAAGAGUGAAAGAAAAAAAAAGUCAUCUCAAAACUAGAGAAAUUAACAAGCCUCAAAGACUUGAUACAUCACCAUUUCAAACUCAAGAAAUGCUCCCCUGCCCACCUCCAAUUCAGACAUCACGGGGUCUUAGAGCAUGUGUUGAAUUACUGUGAGCAGUGGUCUGUACCCUCAGUAAAGAAGUAGAAACAUAUCUUCACUCCUAAAUCAAAGUUAGAGCCUAUCUUUCUUCUUUGUAUCUGGAAAAACUGAAGACACAGAAGAGUUCUUGAUUUGUGGAUCCUAAGGCAACAGUUGACUCAAAGGAACAUCCAAAGACACUAUUCUCUCCAUUUUUCAAGGAGAAACUAAGCAUAAUCAUGGUAUACACAUUUAUCUUUGGGGGGAAGUUCUUAUAAUGGAAAGGAAAAGUGAAAAUUUAGCUACAAGGGACAAACAGGGAUUCUGUGACAGAAAGAUUUUUAUGCCUUCCCAGAUUUUGUGCAUAUAAUUUGACCUCCAAAACAGCAACAUAGCAUUUCUUAUAUGAAAAAUUAUGCAGUUUGAAACUUAAGCCCACCAUUCACCAAAUGGAAGCUGCUCCUACUGACUUUGGGCUUUUAAUGAAGGCUCCUUGUUUUGCCAAAACUUUAUUAUGAAACUCACAUCCCUGUGAUUAGUGCUUUAUUCAGAUUGAAUGACUCUGCUCUCUUCUUAACCCCCAUUUCUUUUUGAGAAGCUGAUUUUGUAUGACUAGCUAGAUGACAGCCCCUAGAAAACCUAUCCUUUGGCUCACUACUGUUGGAAACUUGGGAAUUGAUUUCUGUUUGAACAGUGCAGCUAGUUCAUCCACUGUAUAACGAUCACAUCUGUCACUCACUGCCUUUGAUGGAUGAGUAUGGAAAACAUCUGACUAGCACAUGGUUAGUGAGGCCGGAAUAACCUUCCACGAUCCUGGCCUAAUGGGAGCUUCAGUUUACAAAAUCUGAGCUGGUCUCUUGAGUAUCCUAAAACAAAACAGUUCUAGAACUCUUCCCCAGUCAUCAAGAACCAUGUUGUUCUUGGCUAGGCUGUUUAAGAAAUACUCUAAAUUAACUAUCUACCUCCUAGCUAUUUUAAAGGUAAAGUUUAAAAAAAGAAAACCUAACUAAUAAGUUAGCAAUAUAAAGUUUCUCAUCCUCUCUACCAUUAUUUAUUUAUUAAUUAAAAAGAUCAACUAUUGAUUAAUCCUCAUUAGAAUUGAAUAUUGGUUUAGAAGAAAUGAGAACAUCUGUGGUUUCACUUCUUUUAUUUAGUUACUUCAGUAUUUCCUUAUUUGAAUUUUGGAUUAAAAAAUGGAACAAAAUCAGAAACAUUUUUUGUCCAUUUUGUAACAACAAUUUCUCAAGAAAGAUAAUCUUUCCAGUGAGGCAAUUAUAAAAAAAACAAACAAACAAACCCUCACUCCUUCUUUGCGGUUGAUAGAAUGAAAGGAUAGGUGACCAUAAGGGCAGCACUUGUAGCUAGGCUUUACUAACAGGACUUUGUACUAAUUAAUUGAGACUUUCUCUUGACUGGCUUCCUCUCCAGUGCCAGCAUUGGUAAAACUUUUGAAGUGGCCCACAGCAUGCAAGCAAACACAAGAGAGGAAGACUAAGCCCUGCCUAUCUCCCCCUUCUGAGUUAGACUGGGGCUAAUAUUAGGAGUGACACCCCAGGUCCUAGGCACUGAUCUGGGGAAAAGAUUGGGGAUGGAAACGAUAAAUGUUAUCUGCUCUCACCCAAAGUGUUGCACAUGGCAUUUCUUAUUAGUAACUUUCAGAAAACGUGACCAAUCUAAGGCUUGUUUUCUUUAACAUUGAAAAUGAAAUAAUGUACAAAAAGAUUU